Messenger RNA from Saprolegnia diclina VS20, 1161 nucleotides. RefSeq lists its product as hypothetical. The record is from RefSeq and is a predicted model, not a curated record. NCBI's taxonomy places the organism in Eukaryota, Oomycota, Saprolegniomycetes, Saprolegniales, Saprolegniaceae. The coding region runs from base 1 to 1161 and encodes 386 amino acids. The transcript has 2 exons.
AUGACAACGAUGACCAAGCCCCGCUGGAACAGCUCCUCCAACGUCGCCUCCAAGGCCACAUUGACUCCCGUGACGCGCACCACGGUGCCGCCGCGCCCCCGCGCCCGGCAGACCACACCAGCCCGUCCGGUCCAAGCAGCCGCACCAGCACCUCGCAAGCCUGCACGUGCGCGACCGACCACCGAGACACGUCCAGUCCCAUUGCGUACCACCAUCGCCACGGCGCAGGCAUCGCGCAUCGCUGCGCUGGAAGCCCAACUGGCCGCUGUGAUCACCGAGUCCAACGCCCGCCAAACUCGUAUCCUCGAGCUCGAGACGAGUCUCGCGACGGCGACGACUGAGCGCAAGUUUUACGAAACCAGCUCCAUGCAGCACUUUGACACGAUCUGCCAUCUCAAGAUCGACGCGGUCGUCCAGGAGGCCGAGGUCGGGCGCCUCGGUGCAGACCUCAAGAAGCAGCAACUGGACCACGACAUUCUCGUGGCUGCCAAAGACGACCAGAUCGCAGAGCUCACGACGACUGUCAAGACCCUCGAGAAGCUGCUCGAGACCGCUACGGCAGCCUCGGACGCAUCCAAGAACGACCAAGUCCAGCAACUGCAAGCGCAGUGCAACGCCAUCGAGCAGCACGCCUCUGCGACCACCAUCGCUCUCAACCAGCUCCAAGCAGUGUACGACGCCUCCAUCGCCACCAACCGCAUCUUGGUCUCUCAGCAGAACCUCCUCAACGAGCAGCUCGGCAUGAGUCACGCCGACUGCGAAUCCAAGGACCUUCAGAUACACAAGCUGAUGACUGCGGCACAAUGGAAGCGACUGGCGACGGCUGCUGCGAUGACCGCCAAGGACCAGGCCAAGGACAAGCAAGUAGCGAAACUCAAGGCCGACGUCCAGCUCUUGCUCAGUAUGGAGCAAGACCGCAGUGACGACGACGAUGACGACGACAACUUGGUGCAUGCAGAGGUAACGCCCUGCGCGUACUUGGACCCAAACUACGAAGCGCAGCUGGAGCCCCGGCUCUUGCUCAGUCUGGAGCAAGACCGCAGUGACGACGACGACGACGAAGACAUGGUGCAUGCAGAGGUAACGCCCUGCGCGUACUUGGAUCCAAACUACGAAGCGCAGCUGGAGCCCCGGGUUUGCGACGGACAUAUUGUCUUGUAG